CCCCCUACCCUUUUCUUCCCCUAGGAGCGGUGCCGACGCCAGACGGAAACAUCGGUUCAUCUCCGAGCUCCAACCCCGCCGCGCCCGGAGCUGGGAGCUCUGGGAGGUGUGGGGGAGGGAGGUCUUGCCGCCGGAAGUAGGUAGGGCGGCCGCCAUAUACCUCGCCCUAUUGGUGGGUCUGCCUCUUCGCCGCCAAGUUCUCGGCCGUCGUAUUUCUGACCUGCCGUCACACAGUCCACGGACUAGCGUUUCUAAUGGAGGAAGAACACAUAGAGGCACCGUCGUAUAUCCACAUUGAGAGCAACGAUUUCUCCUACAGAAGGCACAAGAGGCAGAAAGAGGAGGACAUAGUUGUGUGCGAGUGCCAGUAUGAUAUCUUGGAUCCGGAGAGUCCAUGUGGAGAUCGGUGCUUGAAUUUCUUGACUAACACAGAGUGCACGCCUGGCUACUGCCGCUGUGGCGUGUACUGCAAAAACCAGCGGUUCCAAAAAUGUCAAUAUGCUAGGACAAGGCUGGUAAAGACUGAAGGGCGUGGAUGGGGUCUUGUGGCAGAUGAGAAUAUUAUGGCUGGUCAAUUUGUUAUUGAAUAUUGUGGCGAAGUAAUAUCAUGGAAGGAAGCCAAACGGAGAUCUCAAGCUUAUGAAACCCAAGGUUUAAAGGAUGCCUAUAUCAUUUACCUCAAUACUGAUGAAUCUAUUGACGCGACAAGAAAAGGGAGUCUUGCCAGAUUUAUCAAUCAUUCAUGCCAACCGAAUUGCGAGACAAGGAAAUGGAACGUCCUUGGGGAAGUAAGAGUUGGAAUAUUUGCAAAGCAAGACAUUUCUUAUGGAACAGAAUUAUCCUAUGACUACAACUUUGAGUGGUUUGGUGGUGUGAUGGUACGGUGCCUUUGUGGAGCUGCCAGCUGUUCUGGGUUUCUAGGGGCUAAAUCACGUGGUUUCCAGGAGGCCACGUACCUCUGGGAAGAUGAUGAUGACAGGUUUUCUGUUGAGAAUAUCCCUCUUUAUGAUUCUGCUGAUGAUGAACCUACAAGCAUCAAUAAGGAGAUCCUCCUAGGAAAUGGUGGGUCGAUUGCUCAAUAUGGCAACAGUGAUACAGUGCAGAACACUGAGAACCCUGGGACUGCAAACACAAAUGAAUUUGCACCAAUGAUUGUUGAACAAUUUGCUGCAAGCUCAAAUGAAUUAGCAACGAUGACUGUUGAGCCCUUGGCUGCAAGUUCAAAUGAAUUCACACCAAUGACUAUUGAACCAUUGAAUGCUAUUCCAAUGGUAGCCCGUUUUGCUGAGAAUGGGUCGACUGAACAUAAUGCACAAGAUUCUCAUGUCACUCCUCAAAAUUCAGUGCCAGAAGCUGCAAAUCACCAGAACCAAACUGAAUCACAAAACAAAGCAUUGGUCCCUGUAAAGCCCAUACCCAAGCGUCGUGGUAGGAAACCUAAACGUGUUGUGCGCAAGCAACUGGAUAUUCCAGAUAUUUGCGACCAGCUAGUAUCAUCUGUGGCGUGUGAAGAAAUAUUGUACUGUGAGGAAGUGAAGAAUCAGGCUGCUUCUGAAAUAGAUGCCCUGUAUGACGAGAUAAGGCCAGCGAUUGAAGAGCAUGAGAGGGAUAGCCAAGACAGCGUCUCCACAAGCCUUGCGGAGAAGUGGAUCGAGGCCAGCUGCUGCAAGUACAAAGCUGAUUUCGAUCUGUAUGCUGCAAUCAUCAAGAACAUUGCCUCCACACCGCUAAGAUCUAAGGAUGAUGUGGCCCCUAAAGAACAGAAUGGAUUGAAAUACUUGGAAAAUGGCUCGUGAUUUAGUUAGAAAUGUGAAUUCUUUACUAUUGCACCCUGAUAUUGUUGAGGUUUUAGUUUUUUUCUUUGUUCUUCAACUGGUCUUAAUUACCUUAUAAAAAAUUGAUCUUAUAGGUAGAGAAACAUUGUGAGGUCACAAUUAACAAUGUUGAAUUAUACAUCUUCAAUCUCAUGUUCUGUUGA
Molecule: messenger RNA, 1978 nt
Organism: Panicum hallii
Lineage: Eukaryota; Viridiplantae; Streptophyta; Magnoliopsida; Poales; Poaceae
Product: histone-lysine N-methyltransferase ASHH1-like
Exons: 11
Coding region: 255-1796 (513 amino acids)
Biological process (GO): regulation of DNA-templated transcription
Cellular component (GO): chromatin; nucleus
Molecular function (GO): histone H3K36 methyltransferase activity; protein binding
Source: RefSeq, a predicted model, not a curated record